AUGCGUUUUGACGCCACCACCAUCCUGGCCCUUGCGCCGCUCGUCGCCGGCCACGGCGCUGUCGUCAGCUACACCAUCGACGGCACCGUCUACCCCGGCUACACCGGCUUCUCCCCGGACUCCAGCCCCGACACCAUCCAGUUCCAGUGGCCCGACUACAACCCCACGCUGGAGGUGACCGACGAGAAGAUGCGCUGCAACGGCGGCACCAGCGCCGAGCUCAGCGCCCCCAUCGCGGCCGGCAGCAACAUCACGGCCACCUGGGGCCAGUGGACCCACUCCCAGGGCCCCGUCAUGGUGUGGAUGUUCAAGUGCGACGGCGACUUCGGUUCGUCGUGCACGGGUGAGGGCAAGGGCUGGUUCAAGAUCGACCAGAUGGGCCUGACCUCCGGCACCGACCUCAACUCUAACAACUGGGCCACUGACAUCGUCGUCAAGACCCUCGAGUGGAGCAGCAAGGUCCCCACCAACCUCGCCCCUGGCAACUACCUCAUCCGCCACGAGCUGCUCGCUCUCCACCAGGCCAACACCCCGCAGUUCUACGCUGAGUGCGCCCAGGUCGUUGUGUCCGGCAGCGGCUCGGACAGCGUGCCUUCUGACUACCUCUACGAGAUCCCCGUCUAUGCGCCCCAGGACGACCCGGGUAUCACUGUCGACAUCUACCAGGGCGGUCUUACCAGCUAUACCUGCCCCGGCGGCGAGGUCUGGAGCGGCUUCCAGUAA
Messenger RNA from Dichotomopilus funicola, 723 nucleotides. RefSeq names its product glycoside hydrolase. Lineage: Eukaryota; Fungi; Ascomycota; Sordariomycetes; Sordariales; Chaetomiaceae. The coding region runs from base 1 to 723 and encodes 240 amino acids. The record is from RefSeq and is a predicted model, not a curated record. The transcript is spliced from 2 exons.